Daktulosphaira vitifoliae (grape phylloxera) is the source of this 2124-nucleotide messenger RNA. RefSeq lists its product as uncharacterized. Bases 100 to 1770 code for a protein of 556 amino acids. The transcript has 2 exons. NCBI's taxonomy places the organism in Eukaryota, Metazoa, Arthropoda, Insecta, Hemiptera, Phylloxeridae. The record is from RefSeq and is a predicted model, not a curated record.
CUAUUUCAAUAAAAUACAAGCAAUAUUAGAAAAGAGUUUAAAAUUAUUUUACAUAAAAGUAUAGCAUAAAAUAAAUUUCAUUUUAUAAAAUAAAAAAACAUGUCGAAGAAAAUUAUUUUUUAUGAGUUUUUCUUAUUUUGGCAAUUAAGUCAAGUUUUAGGUGUUUAUUAUGAUACUCAAUGUGAAGAUUUUAAAAAAUACGUUAUUAACUCAUUAAACCACAUUCGUAUUCAAAAUGGAUGGGACUCAAUUCAACAAUCAGAAAUUAAACUUGAGUACUUAACAAUUAAUACCGAAACCGUAACAAGUCAAAUUAUCGAUGAAAGUAACUUUAUACAAAAACUCUACUAUUUAACUUACCUAUUAAAUUGUGAAUUUACCAAUACAAUGCAAACUUUCAAUGUAAUGUUAGGCCUUGUUUUAAAUAAGUGUGAAGUUAAAUAUUUAAUAAAUAAACAAUAUGAUCAAUUGGGAUAUUGCACAAGGCUAAUUAUUUACAUUUUUAAUUUUUCAAUAAAUAUGUUUAAUGAAAUGUUGAAAGUAUUAAAAUAUCUUGACAAAGUCGACCUACGAAUUAUAGACUCGGCUAUGGUUACUAUUAAAACUGUAGAUAGUGAAAUAAAUUAUUUUCACACAUAUGCAAUUGAGUUAAGCAAUAUUUCAUUAUUUGAACUACCUAGUACUUUUAAUUGGGUCAAUACUUUUGAAAACAUAAAACAUUUUAAUAAAAAAGCGGAAUUAAUAAUAUCAAAUCUCUACAAAAAUAGAAAAGUGUGUGGGACAGAACACGAAAGUUCCAUUUUAGACAAAUUAUUGAUGAAAUACAAUAUCGAUCAAAUGGAAAAACUGGUGGAGGACUCCAACGAAUUUAUCAAUGAUAUUUUUAAAGAUCUUGAAUUAUAUUUUACCGGAAUAAUAGAAAAUUGUUAUUCAAAACUAGGCUUUGAACAUCUAGAAAGUACAAAUACGUUCGUGUAUAUUCAUUCCAAAAGAAGGAUAUACGGCUAUAAUGAAGGCAUUGUAUUGUGUAAUCAUUUUAUUUCUCAAACUGGUUGGAUGUCAUGGAAACAUAUAUCUGUUAAAACUGAAUUUACAAAUGGAAAAUCACUUUAUUUCAAAGACAUUAUAUCUACAGUUGAUAAGGAAAAUUAUUAUUUUGUGCGGACAUAUCUUUCACUUAUUUUAAGAUGUCGCUAUAUUGAAAUAUUUCAUAAUUUUAAUAUAAUGUUGGGACAUAUAGUUAAUGUUUGUAAAUAUGAAAAUAAAAUUAAUUGUGCAGUUAAGCUUUAUGAAACACUUAUGACAUCCGAUGGCAUGUUUAAAAAAAUGUUAGUUGCGCUUAUUACUUUGAAACACUACACAAAAGAUAAAAAAUGUCGACAUCGAGAAUUAUUAUUAGAGAAAAUGAUAGAAUUUUUUAUUGAUUAUUUGAAUGAUGUUAGGAAAAAGUAUGUUUCAUUGUUGUUAUUUACUAAAGAUAGACUUUAUGAAGCUUCAAUGUUUCUUGAAGAGGUAUCUCACAUUCAAUCUUUAGAUUUACAGAUAAAAUUAAAGCAUGUUAUCAAGUUCAACUUGAAAUAUUGUAACAUUAAUAAAUGUGAUUCAGACAUAGAUUUGACAACAUUUGAAUGUUCAAUUAAAAACAAUACCUUAACAGAAUAUAGUACUACUUAUCAAACUAUGUGUAAUUACUUGGAAUCAUUUGUUCUAAAGGUCGUGAAAAAUGAUUAUGAGUAUUUAGGUUUCAAUAAUUUGCUUUUUAAAAAUUGAUUUUUUAUUCGAUACUUAUUAAAAAUAUUUUUAUUAUGUUAUAUAAGUUAUUAUAAAAUAAUUUUAAGACCAGAUAAAGUUGACUCUGUUUUUUAGUAUAUUUGUAUAUUGUGUGAAUACUAUACUUUGGUUGAGCUGAAUUUGGAGCAUAUAAUCGACAUACUUUAUUGGUAAUGCUAUGCUUGAUGGCAGGCGGAUACCGAAAGAUGUUUUAGACAUGAUAAUUCUUUUAAUUAAGUUUUUGCUCUCUCUUUUCACUUUGGUCCCUUUAUUUGUAGAGAAAGUAUUGUUUUAGAUGGUUUUUUUUCGUUUUAAAAUGUUUUUUAAUAAAAACCUAUUAAUUUGACAUAACUA